UUUUGCACACAACCCACAGUGAAGAAAUCGAAGCCUCCGUUGCUUUGUCUCUCCGUAUAACCUAACUGUGUUUCUUCCUCCUCGUCGACAGCCACAACUCGCCACCAUCGGCCACCUCCUGCCACCACCAGCCCACCUUUCUUCCUCCUCGCCGACAGCCACAACCCUCCACCACCGCUCACCUCCCGCCACCACCGGCCCACAUUUAUUCCUCCUCGCCGAUAGCCACAACUCGCCACCACUGCCCACCUCCCGCCACCACCGGCGGCCACCCGCCACCCGCCACCUGCCACUGGGACAAGAUCCAGAUCUCAAAAAAAGGUGGAAGGAAUCUCUUGCCGCCGGCGACAAUGUCGGACCCAGCAUGGGCAUCAGAGAACGGCUAGGGCUAGGGUUUCAGUGAGCAGGGACGAUUCGCGGGAUCGAAAGUGGGUGCCUAGUGGAGAUAGGAAUUUUGGUAGUGAUAAUUUGGUGAGGAACUGGUUGAUCGAAAGUGGGCGACUAGCCGGUACGCUCCUGUUUUUGAGAUACACAAGGUGGAUGAUGAAGUUUUGCCAAUGUUGACCUUGGAGGAUCUCAAGGAUAUGGGUGUGGGGUAUAAAUGCUGUUGGGUCGAGGCGGAAAAUGUAUUCUGCAAUUCAAAAGCUUGGCAAGGGCUAUUCUUGAGAUUUUGCAUGGUGGUAGCAGCUCAAGAUUGCAGCCAUGGCAGAGAUGGAACAAAUGCAUGUCUUGGAUGGUUUAAGUCAAUUUCUGUGUUCUGACGAAGAGAAUGUAGUAGUUUCCGACGAUGAGAUUGAAGUAAGGGCGGACAAUGAAUGCACAUCAGAGGCUAGUGAGAUUGUGCCUACGGUUGGGAUGAAGUUUAGGGAUUAUAAUGAGAUUUUUGAAUUUUACAAGACAUAUGCUUAUAAUGUGGGUUUUCCUGUUAGAAAAAGAAAUUCAAAAAAGAAUGAUGAUGGGUCAUUGAAAUAUGUGACAUUUGCUUGCAGUCGGGAAGGCCGAAGAACUAGUGAUACAAGCAGUUCUUUGAAGCCUCAACCAACCAUUAAAUCAGGGUGUUUAGCUAGGCUAACAGCUGCGACAGAUGUGAUGGGAACAUGGCGUGUUACCAAAGUCAUUCUGGAGCAUAAUCAUAAACUAAGUCCUUCAAAAUCCAGGUUGUAUCGAUGUAAUCGACAAUUGACUGAACAAGUGAAACGAAAGCUUGAAGUAAACGACAUAGCUAGUAUUCCGAUGCACAAAAGUUACAAUUCAGCUGUCGUUGAAGCGGAUGGAUAUGAGAAUCUAUUAUUUGUCAAAAAUGACUGUAGAAACUACAUUGACAAGGUUAGGCGAUUAAGACUUGGGGAGGGAGAUGCAGCUGCGAUACAAGCCUAUUUUUCAAAAAUGCAAGCACAGUGUCCUGGUUUUUUCUUUAGUGUGGAUUUGGACGAUGAGUGUCGACUGAAGAACGUAUUCUGGGUCGAUAAUAGAUGUAGACAAGCAUACAAGGAAUUCGGCGAUGUUGUCACAUUCGAUACUACGUACUUAACGAAUAAAUAUGACACGCCGUUUGUCCUUUUUGUUGGUGUAAAUCAUCACGGACAUUUGACGUUGCUUGGAUGUGGUUUAGUAUCUAGUGAGGAUACCAAGACUUUUGUUUGGCUGUUUAGGACUUGGCUUGAGUGCAUGGAGGGUCAGGCGCCCAUUGGUAUAAUAACUGAUCAGGAUAGGGCUAUGCAAAAUGCCAUUCAAAUUGUUUUUCCGAACACGAGACAUAGAUGGUGUUUAUGGCACAUACUAAAAAAAUUGCCUGAAAAAUUUGGAGGCUACGCUCAUAAGAGUUCAAUACUCUCAGCUAUACAUGAAGUGGUCUACGAAUCGCAAAGUCCGGAAGAAUUCGAACGGGGUUGGAGUUUAUUGAUUGAUAUGUAUACAUUACAUGACAAUGAUUGGUUGUCCGAGCUUUUCAGAGAAAGAGGUCGUUGGGUACCUUGUUUUUUGAGAACAAGUUUUUGGGCUGGAAUGUCAACAACGCAGCGGAGUGAGAGUAUGAAUGCGUUUUUCGAUGGAUAUGUCAACUCGAAAACCUCGUUGAAGCUAUUUGUUGAACAGUAUGAGCGGGCUUUGAGGUGUAAAGUUGAAAAUGAGUUCCAGGCAGAUUUUAAGUCGUAUUCACAGAUGGUACCAUGUGCAACUAGGUAUUGUAUGGAGAAACAGUUCCAGGAGGUUUACACAAUUUCAAAAUUCAAAGAAUUUCAAGAAGAGCUCACUGGAAAAAUGUAUUGUGAUAUUAUCUCUACCGAGGUUGGCUAUCUUGGAACUAGGUACGAAGUCCAAGAAGAUAUCAUAUUUAACGAAACAACGAAGAGAAAGAGAUUUACAGUUAUGUUUGAGGGAGAGAAGUGUCAUAUUGUUUGCAGUUGUCACUUGUUCGAGUUUCAAGGGAUACUUUGCAAACAUGCUCUAUCAGUAUUGAUCCGAAACGAUGUGAAAUUGAUUCCCGAUAGUUAUAUCUUGAGAAGAUGGAGGAAAGAUGUGCGUAGAGCAUACACAAGGGUCAAGAUCAAUUACAAUGGUUGGGUUAACACUCCUGAGCAAGUAAGAUACGAUCAAUUGCAAAGUUUAUUUGCCAAUGUGGCAAAUUUGGUAGUAGAUGAUAAGGAACGCACCCGCGAGUUAAUGGAGUUGCUUGAAAAUCAAAUGAACGACCUGACCAUAUCAAGACUGAGAACAACUUGUGGCAGUAAUCUCCUUUCCCAAGGCAGUGUUCAGAGUGCCUCUGAUUGUGGCAAAGUUGCCAGGACAUCAUCUGGUCUCAUUUUGGAUCCGCAUUGCACGAAAACAAAGGGAGCUCUUAGAAAACUUCAUCAAAAGGGGCCAAUGGAAACAAGUACCAAGAAACAUAAGUCAAGCAAAGGAAAACGCCCAAUGGAAAAUAAUGCACAACCUGGUCAAGUCCUAAUACAAGCAGCACAAGAAGUAGUAAAUCUCGUGCUAAAAUUUCUUAGACCUUUAUGGAGUGAAUUGGGUACCGACUUAUCAAGUGAGUCAACCAUUGAUGCCAACCUAUGUACCACAUCGACGUCCUGAGGAAGACGAGGUGAGGAUAGAGCUGAUGAACACCGGUUUGCUCAAAGAGAGGCCGCCUUGACUAAAUUCUGUCAGAAGAGGAAGGAAAGCGGUUUGUGCUUUAAUCGUAUUUAUUGUUUUUGCUUUUGCUUUGUGGUUAAGACUGAUAGUCUAUACUGGAUUAUCUUAAUUCCUAAUUAAUUUUGCAAAUUUGGGGAAAAAUUCGGAUGGCCUAGAUGUGCCCCUUAGCAAUUUAAGAUGUUCUUGUGACAACAGUUCAUGGACAAUGUUUAGUUGCUUGCCUUUUUCGGUUUGUGCUAUUUGCUAUGCGCUUCUAAAAUUAGUAUUCAACACUGACAUUUUGAAUGACAAUGGAACGAACUAUAA
Diospyros lotus (date-plum) is the source of this 3438-nucleotide messenger RNA. Its product is annotated as protein FAR1-RELATED SEQUENCE 4-like. Gene Ontology annotation, molecular function: zinc ion binding. Bases 703 to 3072 code for a protein of 789 amino acids. NCBI's taxonomy places the organism in Eukaryota, Viridiplantae, Streptophyta, Magnoliopsida, Ericales, Ebenaceae. The transcript has 5 exons. The record is from RefSeq and is a predicted model, not a curated record.